CAAGGAAGGCAAAAAGUUUGCCAAAAUAAUCAGUACAUCAUUGCUGGCCCGACUUGGGACUCAUUGGCCGUUAAUGCCUUUUCACAAACUAGCAAUUUGAAAAUAGUUUGUUAAUCAGAUGACACGAGUUGAAACAACGGGACCACAGGGGAGCAUGGCGGCGUCGCUGCUGUCAGAGACGGAGAUCCAGCACCGGUCUAUGGCAGAGGAGGAUCCGAACGGCAAUGAGCACGGGGCGGCUGCUCGCAGCGCGGCGCCUCGGUGGGGACCGCAACAUGCUGGGGCCCGCCAGUUGGCCAAACUGUACUCUCCGGGCAAGCGGCUCCAAGAGUGGAUUUGUGUGAUCCUGUGCCUCUCUCUCUCCUUCUUCAACUUUGCCUUUCUCAUCAUCAACUUCUCCACAGUGCACAUCUUCAGAAUCAUCUUCGGCAUAGUGGCUGGGAUGGUGAUGGCAGACUUUGCCUCUGGGAUGGUGCACUGGGGAGCCGACACCUGGGGCUCCGUAGACAUACCCAUCAUUGGGAAGGCGUUCAUCCGUCCGUUCCGCGAGCACCACAUCGACCCGACGGCCAUCACGCGACACGACUUCAUCGAGACCAACGGGGACAACUGCAUGCUCACCAUCCUGCCCCUCGCACACAUGGCCUACAAGUUCACAAGCUACACACCAGAGGCCCUUUCGGACGCCUACCCGUGGGAGUGUUUUGUGUUUGCGUUGGCCGUGUUCGUCACCAUGACCAACCAGAUCCACAAGUGGUCCCACUCUUACUUUGGACUGCCACGCUGGGUCACCGCGCUGCAGAACUGUCACCUGGUACUACCCAGAAAGCACCAUCGCAUACACCACGUCUCACCUCACGAGACGUACUACUGCAUCACAACAGGCUGGCUGAACUACCCUCUGGACUUGCUUGGCUUCUGGCGUCGAAUGGAGUGGCUCAUCGAGAAGACGACGGGACACAGGCCGCGCAGCGACGACCUGGCCUGGAUCAAGAAGACCGACUCCUGAUGAAGACCAAAGUGAUGAUGCGGAUGCUGAUGACGAUAUAUAACGAUGGCCACGACAAUGAUGAUGAUGAUGCUGAUGAUGCUGUUGAUGUCCGCAAGUGGCCAUGACGAUGUAAAUGAAGAUGAGCUGGGUGAUGAUGCUGAUGAGAGGAGAUGAGAUGAGGGGAUGGGUACUGUAGCUAUCCGUCCAUCCAGGAGCAAAGGAUUAAGUCUGCUUUAUAUUAGGCCUUACUCCCCUCCCAAACUACCACCACUUCUCUCUCUCUCUCUCUCUCUGUGUCUUUCUCUGUCCCUUUUGCGCUCCAUCUUUCUCCUCCCUUCCACUGCCCCUCUACCUCUUUGUACUUCCCUCUCACUCAUCCCCUCUUCUCUCUCUCCAUCCCACCCUCAUUGCAUUUCUCUGUUAAGCUUUAUUAGGCCUUACCCCCCCACCACCACCCACCACCUCUUCUCUCUCUCUCUCUCUCUGUCUUUCUCUGUCCCUUUUGCGCUCCAUCUUUCUCCGUCCAUCUCCCUUUCUCCACUGCCCCUCUCACUCAUCCCCUCUUCUCUCUCUCUCUCCCUCCCUCCUGCCCUCCCGCUCUCGUCGCAUUUCUCUGUCAAGCUUAAUCACAACAUUUUUUUUGUGUAGAUCUCCAGUCUGCCAGACCUCUCCUCUUCUCCACCUCUUCCUCUCCUUGUCCUCCUCUCCUCUUUUUACUCCUCCUCGUCCAGGUCCUUCUCAUUCUCCUCCUCUUCCGCCUCCCUCUCCUCCUCUUGCCCCCUCCUCUUACUCCUCCCUCUCCUCUGUUCUUCUCAUUCUCCUCCUCUUCCUCCUCCUCCUUCUUCCUCAUCUUCCUCCUCUUCCUCGUCUCCAUCCUCCUUCUCUUCCUCCUCUUCUUCUCCUCCUCCUCCUCCUCUUCUUCCUCCUCCUUCUUCCUUAUCUUCCUUUUCCUCCUCCUCUUCCUCCUCCUCUUCCUCUUCCUCCUCUUCCUCCCCCUGCUACAGCUGCCUUCUUUAAGUAGCGCUAUAACGCAUCAAGACUCUUCAGUGCCACCAUUCUGAUCCUCUUGAUUUUUACAGCCAUGAUUUUAUAUCUUUUGUUCUGUAGACUUGAUUGUAAAGGGGUCAUAGCGCUGAAUUAUGAUGAGAUUAUGAUCAUCUUUCUUAUUUGAGGAAGCAAUUACAUUUUUCUUUUCAAUUUCUCUCUUUUUUUAAUAUUUGAUUUUUUUUCUCCAUGUUUUUUGUCAUGAUACUGAACAGAUUGGCCACUGUGGUCUUGUAUGAUCACCAGGCCCAUGAUGGAGUAGUGGAGGAUUCAGGAGGAGGAGGAGGAGGAGGGUUGGUUUGGGGGAGUAUUUAGUCUGGGCUACACCACUGACUUAGCCGACCAAACAGAUUGCUUCAUUUUGUACUCUUCUGUUGUAACCCAUAGUUCUCCUUCUUCUUUGUGAAUUGUUGUUGGGAUUUAAUGUUUUCUUGAGGAUGGGCUCUCCUGGAGACAAAACUGUUUUUGUUUUGUUUUUGUUUUUUGUAAAAUCGACGGAGGUGUAGAAAUUAUGAGAGAAGGAGAGAGAUUGAUUAUUGAUAAUGGUAUUGGUGUAUAUUAGACAGACAUCACCUUUUGUGCUGUGUCUUGUGAAAGACAAAGAGUUUGUGUAAAAUAGCCUUUAGUCCAGCACCACCCUGUCCUUUACACUAGCUUCAGUUAGUCAAAACUGCAUCAGACAGACACCCAGUACAGCACACCUACUGUACUGUAGGAUACCCUCUACUCUACUCCUUUGGCCCACACACGGAAAGGGCUCGAUUGGCCAACUGAUUUGACUUUACUGAGCAUACUAUGGGUGUGUUCCAAUAUGCAAAUUUGCGUCCUCCACUUAUGCUUGUGGCCUGGUACCAGGAAGUAAAAUGUCGUGAUGACAUCACUGACAACAACAAUAUAUUUAAAUAUCUCGCAAAAGCUCAGUUCUAAAGUCAUUUUCUCAUUUUCAAACAGGAUGGUAAAUGAAGAAUACUUCCCCAAAAAGUAUUUUGGCUAGGCUGACAGCAGGGGAAUAUAAUUGUUUUCUCCACGGAGGCAGGACAUUGGCAAAACAUGAGGCCACAAGCACAAGUGGAGGACGCAAGGCCACAUAUUGGAAUGCACCCCCUCAGUGCAGUCCAUUAUCCCAUCUCCUGUCCUCCAACUGUGCUUGUAGCCUCGUGCUCGUGCUUUGCUGAUGCCUUGCCUGCCUGCGUGGAGAAAACAAUAAAGUUGUCAGCCUAGCCAACUUUUGGGAACCUUUUCCCCAAUUCAACAUACCCGAUUGCAAAUGAGACAAUUACCUUUGAAUUGCGCUUUUGCAAUAUAUUGAAUUAAACUUCUGUUGUCAAUGACGUCAUCGCGAGGCCACCAGCACAAGAGAGGAAGAGAGUUGGGAUAAUGGAAAGAAUCUUGCUCGCCUUCAGAGCUCUUACCCACACAGGGAAAAGGUUUGUUUGGCCAACUGAUUUUGUUUUUUUGUUUGUUUUUCAUUUUCUAUUUUCCUCUGAACGGUUUGUGAGCACAGGCCAUAUCAGGCAAUGCUACAUCAUUCGCUAAGUAGGGUGCAAGUUAUAUGAUCUUGUUGCCUACACACAGGGGGUGCAUCAAAUGGGCCUGAAUUUACAAAAUCCCACUCUUCCCAAUCCCAAAAUCCCACUUCUUAUGUGGUGUUGUUUGAUCCUUCGAACUGACCGACAGUAACUUUCUUUCUUAGUUUAGCCAAUUUGAUAUGAAAGGGUGGCAUAGUAAGCUUGAAAUUUCCAUUGGCAGUAUACGGACUUAUUUAUAGAAAAUCUGUGUGGGAUUUUGCCAAAGCUCAAACCAUUUUAUGCCCCCUAUGCUACCUAGUUGACUAUGUACUGAAUAUGAGCGAUUCACAUUUAGCCUCGCAUCUUUAGCUACGUCGACCCAACUGAAUGUCCCCCCCCCCCUCUCUCAUCCCUCCCUGAAUGUCACUCAAGUAGAACGUACAGCAUAUGCAGACCUUAAGUGACCAGACAGACACA
Messenger RNA from Engraulis encrasicolus (European anchovy), 4020 nucleotides. RefSeq lists its product as uncharacterized. Lineage: Eukaryota; Metazoa; Chordata; Actinopteri; Clupeiformes; Engraulidae. The record is from RefSeq and is a predicted model, not a curated record. Gene Ontology annotation, molecular function: oxidoreductase activity. Bases 119 to 1009 code for a protein of 296 amino acids. The transcript has 7 exons.